ACUUCCUCGUGCCCGCAAAGUUUUCGUCGGUUCCGCCCCCCUCGGCGGUCUCGCCUCUCCUCGCUUCGGCGGUGCUUCGGAAGGCGAGAGGCAGGAAUGCAACGGCAGGUUCAUCCUGGCUUCGGAUAUACUGCGCUCGGCAUGGUUCUUCGGCCGAGCCAACGAGGCUGAGACGAGAGAACAGGAGUCGGAGCCCUGAACGCUUCAAAGAUGCAGCAUUGAUCCAGAAGCAGCUACUGAUCUGCAGAUCUUGCUGAAACUCCUGAAUUCUGCAUAAUGAUGUCAUUGGGACACUUAAGCAAGGGAGUCAGCCUAGAUGAACUUAUUGAUAUCUGUAUUGAUUCUUUUGAUACUGGGUAAGAGAAUUCUGGAUCAUGUUUAAAACAGACACCAAUCUUACAAAUACUAUGGAAGAAUUUCAGGAAUUGGUGAAAGCUAAUGGUGAGGAGUUACACUGCCGCCUAAUUGACACAUCUCAAAUAAAUGCUCGCGAUUGGUCAAGAAAGAUAACCCAGAGAAUAAAAUCUAACAGCAGCAAGAAACGAAAAGUUUCACUGCUCUUCGAUCAUCUGGAGCCAGAAGAAUUGUCAGAUCAUCUCACCUACCUUGAAUUCAAGUCCUUUCGACGAAUAUCAUUUCUAGAUUAUCAAAACUACAUCAUAAAUGGAUGUGUGAAGGACAAUCCGACAAUGGAACGCUCAAUCACGCUUUGUAACGGAAUUUCACAGUGGGUACAACUAAUGGUAUUAAAUAGACCAACACCACAGCUUCGAGCUGAAGUAUUCAUCAAGUUCAUUCAUGUGGCCCAGAAACUUUAUCAGUUGCAAAAUUUCAACACAUUAAUGGCUGUGAUAGGAGGCCUUUGCCACAGUUCCAUCUCUAGACUUAAAGAAACAAGUUCUCAUGUUCCUCAUGACAUCUAUAAGAUAUUCAAUGAAAUGACUGAAUUGCUCUCAUCUGGCAGGAACUAUGAUAAUUACAGACGUACUUAUAAUGAGUGCAGUAACUUUAAAAUCCCUAUUCUUGGCGUACACCUGAAAGAUUUAAUUUCUCUUUAUGAAGCUAUGCCAGAUUACUUGGAAGAUAAAAGAGUUAAUAUGCACAAAUUCUGUUCUUUGUACAAUCAUGUCAAUGAAUUGAUACAGCUGCAAGAGAUAGGUCCCCCUCUGGAAGCUAACAAAGAUCUUGUCCAUCUCCUUACAUUGUCACUUGACCUUUACUAUACAGAAGAUGAAAUUUAUGAACUUUCAUAUGCACGAGAGCCAAGAAGUAACCGGGCUGCACCAUUGACACCUUGUAAACCACCAGUUGUAGCAGAUUGGGCAUCUGGAAUUGCCCCCAAACCUGAUCCAAAGAUAAUUAGUAAGCAUGUCCAGAGAAUGGUAGAUUCUGUUUUUAAAAAUUAUGAUCAUGAUCAGAAUGGAUAUAUUUCUCAAGAAGAAUUUGAGAAGAUUGCUGCAAGCUUUCCUUUCUCCUUUUGCGUAAUGGAUAAGGACAGGGAAGGUCUGAUUAGCAGGGAUGAAAUUACAGCCUAUUUCAUGAGGGCCAGUUCAAUCUAUUCAAAAUUAGGCCUUGGUUUUGCCCACAAUUUCCAGGAGACCACUUACCUAAAGCCGACAUUCUGUGACAACUGUGCUGGAUUUCUUUGGGGUGUUAUUAAACAAGGAUAUAGGUGCAAAGAUUGUGGAAUGAACUGUCAUAAGCAAUGCAAGGAUCUAGUUGUAUUUGAAUGCAAGAGAAGACCCAAAACGACAGCUGUGGAUAACAGUCCAGCAUCAGCUCUUGCAUCUAGCCUCUGUCCCAUGGGACUUAAAGAGCAUAUGCAUGGGCUGGAGGAAGGAGGAUUUCCAUUUCCUAAUGGCGAGAUGGUUGAACAUAAUGAAGGCAGCAAAGAUAGAACUAUUAUGCUCAUGGGAGCAUCAGCCCAGAAAAUCUCAGUAAGGCUAAAGCCAUCUGUGGUACACAAAGGUACACAAACUGAUACAAUGAUGGCGCUCGGUGAUGAAGUGUCUAAUCUACAAAGAGAGUCUGGAACAUCAUCUGAAAGUAGUUUUCUCCAGCCGUCUCCUCUGUGUCCAUGUCCAAGUCCACUUCUUGCUCGGAAAAAGGCAUAUGUGAAAUGGGAGAAUAAGGAUUGCAGUCAAAAAAUGAAGGAAGAUCCACAAACACUAAAACCCACAUAUCAAGAACUAGAAAAGGAAAGAAAUGUUCUGACUGCAGAGAAUGAAGCUCUCAAGCUGCGUCUUAAACAAGCUCAUAAGAAGAUUGAAUUCCUCAGCAUUCAACGAAAUCACAUACUGGACACUAGGGAACAUGGAGAUUGCUUGUAGCUUAGAAAAAAGACAUAUUGAGGAAAAGGAUAAAGCCAAUUCGUUUUUUGAGUGUAUUUAAGUGUAUGCAGUUAAAUGUUUGCAGCAUGGCAGGAAUUUAAAGUAAGAUUGUCUUAUUUUGACUGCUAUUAGUACUUGUAGAUGUAUAUAUUUUGUGCUAUCAGUUUAAAUAGUUUGCCUUCUGUUUGGCUGAAGCUACAUCAUUUGGAGUUCCUGUUAUUUGUAGAGCAAGGAAAACACCUGUUGCCAAAGUAACCAAACUGCAUUAUCAAAUAGGAAUGUGUACCUUGGGCUAAUUGUUGCUAAUUUUGGCAAUGCAAACUUGAAAAUAGGCAUGAUUUUUUAAAUAUAAAACUUAACUUCACAAAUAUUGCUCCUUGAAUGGGCACAUGAGUCAAAGAACCAUUUCCAUAUUCUUUUUGAAUUGGUUGGUCUCUUUUUUCCAAGAAUGCCCAUUUCAGGUAGGCAGUUCCAAAAGCUUCCUCUUGGCAGAGGUGCACAGAAUAUGGGCAAAAAUAUAAAGAUGCUAGCCACAAAGAUACAAUCAAAGUUCCAUCUGUUUUUUAUGUACAUUGCAUACACCCACACCCUGUGGCAGGGUAGUUCGAUAACUUAAAAGACGCCGGAGAAAAUAUGUAAACUGGAGUUUACUUCAUGUUUUCAGCAAAAAAAACAAAAACAAACCCUAUAGUAUAGAAAACCAUUGCUUUCCUUAAAAGCUUCAGCAUUUGUUUAGUGAUGAUGGUGGCUUCUUUAUGAUUGCAAUGGUUGCUAUACAGUGCCACAAAAAGCUCAUAAGAUUAGAUCAGUUAUGUGGAUGAGUCAUUUUACGACCAUCAUUAGUUAUGACCAUGAUGGACAGGCUCCAUUACAGUCAUAAGUCAAGUAGGCAUACAUGCCGUGUAUUGAUUCAGUUAAGAUGCAAAAUGAGAAGAAAUAAUAUGUAAAUUCAAUGUGCACCAAUGUGGUAGAAACUAAGGUGGUUUGCAAGGGUAGAAAAGAAUGCAGAAUUACAGCAAAUGAGGAUUGUGCAAACUAGAUUUAAUUGGAUUUCUUUUCUCCUUUUUGCACACCACUUCUAACUCAUUUUCUGUACUUUGCAUAACAUUUAGUUUGCACUGAAAAGGAAUAGAAAAAAGAAAUAGCAUGUUGGGUAUGUGCAGUAUGUAUUUAUCCUUAUAAAUACAAUGUUCAUUUGAUUCAUAGUGAAAGGUGCUAUACUUCUUUUGUGACUAUGGCGAAAGAAAAUAUUCUCUCGCUUGCAAAAAUCCAGUGUGCAGGAUUCCCCAUCCCCUCUGUGCUUUUGCCAUCCCAACCACUUACAAAUAUCUGCGUAUGUUCCUCAACCUGCAGAGCACCUCGUGUAUAUCUCUCUGACCAUAAUUUGAGAACCACUUGAUAAGCACAAGCGAUGCUAAAAGCCACUUUCAGGUCUCAUGUCUACAUUUCUUUAAUAGUAAUUUUAUUUAAAAAUUGCAAUUAAAAUUGCAACAAUAAAA
Thamnophis elegans (Western terrestrial garter snake) is the source of this 3829-nucleotide messenger RNA. RefSeq names its product RAS guanyl releasing protein 1 (gene RASGRP1). Lineage: Eukaryota; Metazoa; Chordata; Lepidosauria; Squamata; Natricidae. Gene Ontology annotation, biological process: positive regulation of GTPase activity; Ras protein signal transduction. The record is from RefSeq and is a predicted model, not a curated record. Gene Ontology annotation, molecular function: calcium ion binding; guanyl-nucleotide exchange factor activity. Bases 375 to 2330 code for a protein of 651 amino acids. The transcript is spliced from 15 exons. Gene Ontology annotation, cellular component: plasma membrane.